CGCCUCGGGGCCGCUCCCGCCCCGUCCCGUCCCUCCCCUCCGCGCCCCGCGGCUCGUGUGACCGGAGCGGCGGGAGUCGGUCCGCGCCCGUCUGGGAGGCCCUGAGCCCGCACCGCCACCGCCACCGUCACCGCCACCGCCGGCCGCGGACGCGGGGAAGGGCGGACGGACGGAGGGAGGGUGGGAAACAGGGAGGCGAGGCGGCCUCCCGGGUGUCCGGCACCAUGAGCAUCGAGAUCCCGCCGGGCCUCACCGAGCUGCUGCAGGGCUACACGGUGGAGGUGCUGCGGCACCGGCCGUCCGACCUGCUGGGCUUCGCCGCCGAGUACUUCGCCCGCCUGCGGGAUGCCCGCGACCAGGAGGCGGGCGGUGGCCGCAGGGUGGUCAGCUUCGACGGGGAGCCCAUGCAGACCGAGUCCAACGGCGACGAGGAGCCCGACCGCGGCGACGACGAGUCCGACUCCGACUUCGAGCCUCCAGUUGUUAACCGAUACAACAGAAGAGUAUCAGUUUGUGCUGAAGCUUUCAAUCCAGAUGAGGAGGAGGAAGAUACAGAGCAAAGGGUAGUUCAUCCAAAAACUGAUGAACAGCGAUGCAGACUGCAGGAAGCAUGUAAAGAUAUCCUGCUCUUCAAAAACCUAGAUCAGGAGCAGCUGUCUCAGGUCCUUGAUGCCAUGUUUGAGAGGAAGGUGAAACCUCAGGAACAUGUGAUUGACCAAGGGGAUGAUGGAGAUAACUUCUAUGUCGUUGAGCGAGGGUUGUAUGACAUUGUUGUAGCAAAAGACAACCAGUCUCGCUGUGUGGGCCGCUACGAUAACCACGGCAGUUUUGGGGAGCUGGCACUGAUGUACAACACUCCCAGAGCUGCCACCAUUGUUGCCACAACAGAAGGAGCCCUUUGGGGACUGGAUCGAGUGACAUUCAGAAGAAUUAUACUGAAAAACAACGCAAAGAAGAGGAAGACUUAUGAAUUAUUUAUUGAGUCUGUGCCCCUUCUUAAAUCCUUGGAGGCAUCAGAGCGAAUGAAGAUAGUGGAUGUUAUAGGAGAGAAGGUGUACCAAGAUGGGGAACGUAUCAUUUCUCAGGGUGACAAAGCAGACUGUUUUUACAUUGUAGAAUCUGGAGAAGUAAAAAUCUUGAUUAAAAGCAAGACCAUGACGAGUAAAGAAGCCAAUCAAGAGGUGGAGAUUGCCCGGUGUCACAGAGGGCAGUACUUUGGAGAGCUUGCACUCGUUACCAACAAACCCAGAGCAGCCUCUGCCUAUGCUGUUGGGGAGGUCAAAUGUUUAGUCAUGGAUGUGCAAGCGUUUGAGAGGUUGCUUGGACCCUGCAUGGACAUUAUGAAGAGGAAUAUUACACAUUAUGAGGAGCAACUGGUGGCAAUGUUUGGCUCUAGCAUGGACCUGAUGGAUCCAGGGAAUUAGGCACAGGGUACCUCAAUGCCUUCUUAGUUCAAGACACAGAAAAGCCUCCUAUCAGCAACACAACUCACAAGGACAACGGACACUACGGAACAGUUACUGCUGCUGUUUUCUUGGGCAUUUUAGAAACCAUAAACAAGUCUCAGCACAGAUGGAUUGCUCACUCCUCCCUGCCUCCACUUUGCUGCUGAUACUUCAUUAUUAGACCUAGAUUAAAGAUGAUUCUAACCCUA
Zonotrichia leucophrys gambelii is the source of this 1654-nucleotide messenger RNA. RefSeq names its product protein kinase cAMP-dependent type II regulatory subunit alpha (gene PRKAR2A). The record is from RefSeq and is a predicted model, not a curated record. Gene Ontology annotation, cellular component: cAMP-dependent protein kinase complex. The transcript has 11 exons. Bases 225 to 1424 code for a protein of 399 amino acids. Gene Ontology annotation, biological process: negative regulation of cAMP-dependent protein kinase activity. NCBI's taxonomy places the organism in Eukaryota, Metazoa, Chordata, Aves, Passeriformes, Passerellidae. Gene Ontology annotation, molecular function: cAMP-dependent protein kinase inhibitor activity; protein kinase A catalytic subunit binding; cAMP binding.